Zonotrichia albicollis (white-throated sparrow) is the source of this 790-nucleotide messenger RNA. NCBI's taxonomy places the organism in Eukaryota, Metazoa, Chordata, Aves, Passeriformes, Passerellidae. The record is from RefSeq and is a predicted model, not a curated record.
CUUGGAAAGCUGAACGUGACAAACGGUUUUACAAACAAACGUUGGGAACCAGGCUCAUUUAUUUCAGUUACUGUCUCAAUAGAGCAAACAGUGAAUAUCCAGCAUUUCCUGUCCUUUCCCACCUGCAGCAGUUUUGGCAGAGAUGUGUUUGUUAAUGAUAUUUUUGUCCUUUUUUUUAGAGACGUACUAAACUUCCUGCGGUCGGGUGAGCUGCCGCCCCGCGAGCGCGUGAGCUCAGUGUACAAGGAGGCUCAGUAUUAUUCCAUAGGACCCUUGCUGGACAGUCUAGAGGACAUCCAGCCUCUUAAAGGAGAAAAAGUGAGACAAGCUUUCCUGGGCCUAAUGCCAUAUUACAAAGAGCACCUGGAGCGCAUCAUCGAGAUCGCCAAGCUGCGGGCCAUGCAGCGGAAGGCCAGGUUUGCCAAGCUCAAGGUGUGCGUGUUCAAGGAGGAGAUGCCCAUCACUCCCUACGAGUGCCCCCACUUCAACUCCCUGCGCUUCGAGCGCAGCGAGAGCGAGGCCAAGCUCUUCGAGCACCACUGCGAGGUGGACGUGUCCUUCGGGCCCUGGGAGGCCGUGGCCGACGUCUACGACCUCCUGCACUGCAUCGUCAGCGACCUGUCGGCGCGCGGCAUCACCGUGGAGCACCAGUGCAUCGGCGUCUGCGACAAGCACCUCAUCAACCACUACUACUGCAAGCGCCCCAUCUACGAGUUCAAGAUCACCUGGUGGUGAGCGGGGCCACGGAGAAGGGUCAGGGGACUGCCACAGGACAAAUGUGCUUUCGNGG